Messenger RNA from Mesorhabditis belari, 498 nucleotides. NCBI's taxonomy places the organism in Eukaryota, Metazoa, Nematoda, Chromadorea, Rhabditida, Rhabditidae. The record is from the annotation of a GenBank genome assembly.
AUGCUAAAGGAUGAUCAACGGUUCAUGGCCACUUGGAUGAUCAACGGAAAUCAGGGAAAACCCAAAAACUCUUUUCAGGCAAUCACACCUCACUCAAUUGUGGCUGACUAUUUGGACGAUCACCGGAAACCGGUGAAAAUCUUUGCCAAUGGGACAGUCUCAUAUCUGCACAAGUUCUAUGCGGAGGUGACGUGCAAAUUGGAGCUCUCGCAUUUCCCAUUCGAUCGCCAAGUUUGUCCGAUUUUUAUGAUGGCCAUGUCUUUCGAUUUCACCGAAAUCUCGAUGACAACAGAGAUUGAGGAUAUGGAAUUGAAGUGUGCGAGCACCGCCCAAUGGAUCCUGGAAAGCGUCAAGACCGAUGUGACCCUGUACAACUAUUCGACGAAUCUUCUCGAUAUUGCCACCUUCAGCCUCUCCAUUCGUCGUCAACCUCUCUACUACUUGCACGUGAUCGUUCUCCCCUGGGAGCAGGAAACACCAUCAAUCCUGUCCUCGACU